AUGAAUGUUUUGUUUAAUCUCCUGUCAAACACCUGCAGAAGGCUCCACCACAUCUACUGCCUCCACCACAUCUACUGCCUCCACCCCAACAGCAGGCACUCUAGGCCCACCAGCAGCAGUCCAGGGAAGAGCAGCUGUGGAUCCAACGAAAGGUUUUUCUUCAUCACCACAGCGAAGGCCCUGUUGCCGGUCCCUGCCCAGCUGCUCGCCAUUGCCCCAGAGCUCGGGAUAAGAGAGCAGGAGCCCGAUGUGUUGAAACAAAGUAUGACAAUACAUCAUCCCUACGGAGUAUUGCCCCUGUGGAAGCACAGGGAGACACUGUCCAUGAUGAAGUGUUUUAUAUGUUUGUGUUUUACAGCUCCAACAUGUCCUGCGCCUCCUGUCAGGCAGCCAGCAGCCCCAGGCUACAAUCAGGAUGUUGCACAGUGGAACUGCUCCCAUCAGCAGCAGAUCUGGAUGAAGACUGAGUUUGAGACAUUGGGUCUGUGGCCAGGGUCACGUCCAGUACGUCACCCAAUGAACAUGAUUACCCUGUGGCGCUAUCCACCUCAGCCUGAGCUCAUAGACAAUAUUGCUGCACUGCCUUCGCCCAAAUAUUUUCAGCUCCACCCAUUCUUCAUUUGGAAGCCGGAGCAUGCAAUCAUGGAGAGGGUGAGGAACAAUUUUGUCCUGCCCUGCCUUCAUGGUUGUCCCAACCCUCAGGUAGCUUCUUCUGGUGUUGGACGGCCCAGAGUGAUCAUCGGCACCAGUGGUCAGUACUAUCUCUUUGCUUCACGGCUCACCUGUAAAGCCUGUAAGAGGUACUGGCAUGCUGACAAACCCCAAUGGCUGGAGAUGUUGCCAAAGCGCUUCAAUAACAUUGUGCCAGCCUUCCUGACGCACAAAAAAGCCAUCUGCAAAUCGGUGAUGGAUGAGCUGAGACGCAGUGGCAGAUCACCGGAGGACAUGACCAAGCAGCUGACAGAGGCGGUCCAUCUUAAGUAUGAGCGAGCUCAUCUGGCCUACCUGCUGAGUGUGCAGAACAUCAGGGAUGCUGAGGAAGGAGCCUACGGCCAGAAGACCAUCACUGGGCACCUCAGACAGGCAGACACUCCAGCUUCAUUCGGGGGAUAUUCAGAUGCUGAUGGCUGGCGGGGAGUGUCUCUUUCUUCGCACUACCUGGUCAACUGCCAGGUCCAGGAGUAUCAGAGGCAGGAGCAGCUCCUCACACUACUGCUGCAGGGGACCUUUGGACGGGCACUGAGGUCGGAUCACACUCGGAAAGUGGCGAGGAAGGUCGUGCUGUCGUCUGGCACCAUGUCUUCCUACGCCAUCAUGAAUGAGAACUGGAUGAUCCUGAGCUGGGUGAUGCUGCAGUCAGAGUGUGAUCGGUCCCUUCAUCUGGUGUAUCAGGGACUGGCUCAACGCUACACUGCAGCUGGAGUGGAGAAGGCAUGCUGCCACUGGGUGGACAGGGACUGCUGUGCUGCCUUCAAGGUCCUGGACACCAGAGCUCAGGAGCACCUGUCAUGGGACUGCUGGAAGACCACAGAGGCUAUAGUCACAGAGGCCACCUCUGGAAACCUCGCCAACACAAGUGCCGCAAGGAACAAGUUUAAUGUAGACAUUAGCAUCAAGUUAGACUUGUUUCAUUGUAUGCGCCGGCUUACCAGAGAGUGUGUGUCAGAGCAUCAUCCUCUGUACAGCUCCUUCUGCCAGUUCCUCUCUGCAGCCUUUCUCGUUGUGGACCAGGGGGAUCUCGAGAGGCUGAAGGACGCUUACACCUUCUGUGGAAUCUCUCCUGCCAAUCCAACCAAGCAGCACAUGAGAGAUCACUGCAGGACACAGGUGCCACAGCCCAGAGAACUGCUGCAGAGAGUGGAAGACGUCCUCCAUCACUUCCACCUGGCAAAGGACAUGAAUGAUGUGCUCCUCUAUAAGGCCUCCAUGUUCAAGGUGUGGAGGAUUCAGCGGAUACACAUCUUAAGAGGCUGCUUGAGCGACCCUGAGGUGGAGGAGGGGAUCCUCUACAGAUACGGUGGCACCUUGCAGCUUAAUUACACCAAGGGCGAAGGAGCGGCUGUACCUGUUUGGAUCCCUGUUAGAGGCACGUCUCAGCAGGAGGGCUUCCACUGUCACCAGGCCCAGUGGGUGACUGGCAACCGGGUGUCCACUGAGCUCUUCCAGGCCCAGGCCAUGACUGGAGUGGUGCGCUGGAACUUUCAGAGGCUUGUGGACCUGAAGCAGCCUGGUGUGGAGCUGCCAGCUGUGUUUGACCCCCUGCUCAUUUGGGAACUGAACGCAGCCUGUCAAAGGGUGACAGGGGUGCGAAAAUACCCAGCUCUGCACAUCUCAAACAGGGACACAGGGGAGAGAUUCGGGCUGCAGUACGUGGAGCCAGGCUGUCGUCCUGUGGUUUUAAACUGGGACAAACACAGGACACAGCACAACACCUCUGCUGCUGUAACCGUGGCAACACAGCUGCACUCCUCUGCCCUGGAUGAAGUGCAGGACAUUGUUGCGGGCACAGACUCUCAGGAGACCAGUGAUGGCACUGUCCAGGACAACCCAGUGGGAGCAGUGCCGAUCCUCAGUUUCCAGCCACCUAUGCCAGCAUCUGCCACAGCCAAAGAAGAGCCUCACCCUUUGAUGGAUACAGACCUGCGAGGGGUAGCGCCACUGCCCAUAUCCUCCUCUCCUCGAGCCGCCCGCACUGGACCCAUUAAGACGGGAGGCCUGGUUCAAGUCCUGGACCACGGCCGGUGGACGGCCCCCAUGAGAGCAGCCAUCGAUGGGCUUCUGGCUAAACAUCAUGGAGCCAAAGCUCUUCUGAAGAGGGUGGAUGCGGAAUAUGCUGCCAUGGUGCAGAGGGCGUGCACGGAUCCCAACAGCCUCCUUCAUCCGACCACAGGCCAGCAUAUCUCCAGAUAUGUCAAGCAUCUGGCCAAGCUGAAAAACACCAGCUCCUCUCUCAACACCAGCCCAGAGAAGGUUUUAGAGACUCAGCAGCUGUGGCAGAGUUUGACCACAGGCAGCAAAACAGUCUGUGGCUCCCCCCCGGAGGAGUCACUGAGCCGGGCCACAGUGGAGAAGAUCGUGUCAGAGAUCCUCCAGAAACAGCAGCAACAACCAAGGCAGGAGAGAAAGGUGCCCAGAAACUGUUUGUCCUGUGGUCAGCCAAAGUCCAGGGAGCUUGAGGCUGUAAAAGAGAGGAGUGCAGCGUGGAAGAAGGUGGCAGAGGAGAGGACAAAGCGAAAGUCUGCAGUGCAGCUUCCAACAGGGAAAUACAUAUACUGCCCCUCCAGAGUGUUGUCCCUUUACAAGGACAAGGGCAUGGUCAAGGAGAUGACCUGGAUGGAGUUCCAGCAGUCAGACUUUUUUGAGGCAGAAAGGGUCCGAUGGGUUUCAGAGAAGAGGAGUUGA
Molecule: messenger RNA, 3402 nt
Organism: Gadus chalcogrammus (walleye pollock)
Lineage: Eukaryota; Metazoa; Chordata; Actinopteri; Gadiformes; Gadidae
Exons: 11
Coding region: 1-3402 (1133 amino acids)
Source: RefSeq, a predicted model, not a curated record